Molecule: messenger RNA, 1074 nt
Organism: Paraglomus brasilianum
Lineage: Eukaryota; Fungi; Glomeromycota; Glomeromycetes; Paraglomerales; Paraglomeraceae
Source: the annotation of a GenBank genome assembly
AUGAAAUGCUCGCAGUGUAAGAUUGAUAAGUUGUCAAAUGAAUUUCCGUCGUCUCCUGUGACUGAGCGUUGUAUCCAUGUAUCUUCGCAUUGUUUGCGGUGUCUGGUCCAAUCACUAAACAAACAGAACGAAGACGAGUAUCAUUGUCCGGGAUGUAAAGCGGCACUUAACAAUGAAGAAGUCGUAAGAUGGAGGCAACGUUUGGAUAAGGCUUCGUUUAAGUUGAAUGUCGAUAAACUUGGUCGUCGCCACCUUGCAAACAUAGAAAAUGUCGACAAUAAUGAGGAGAUUGUUCAACAAGGGAAUAUAUAUGUGGUCUUACUAAACGGAGAGAAGAUUGUAGUCGAUUACGAGAAAGUGCGCACUGUAGUGGCAUUACGGCAAGAAAUUCGUACCAAGAAGAAAAUAGAAGUCACCAAGCAAAAAUUGGUGUACAAUGGUGUUGAGCUCAAGGAUCAUGCGGACGACAACGGAGAUAAAAACCUUGUCGAAUAUGGCAUUAGAGCCAAUAGUCACAUACAAUUGAUGGUUAUUCUUUACGAAAUUACGGAAAAAGAAACUAUUAAGGACCUUGUAUUUGAUUUAGACUGGGGAUUCCCCAACGACCAAACAGUCGACUAUCUCGAUGGAACUUGUUUCUUGUAUACGGGUAACAAAUACUGGCGCAAAUACGAUUAUCAAUCUCAGUAUUACCCAUCUACGCAAAAUACGAGACAUUCCGGUGACGUACUUAACCGUACGACCAGAAGAGGCCACCAUAAGAUAACAUCUAAACUGGACGAACUACCCGAAAACGUGACGCAUUUGUAUUUUAUCCUUAGCGCAUGGAACUCACCAUCCAUUGGAUGCUACAAGACUCCAACGUUCAGUCUAUUAGAUAGUGAACAUCCCGAUAAGAACUUGUGCAGAUAUGAACUCGAAAAUGUCGCACAUUCAAAGGCUGUCAUCAUGUGUAGUGUUGCGCGUGCCGGGACUAAAUGGAAUGUCUACAUAGUUGGCACGGAGUCCGCAGGUAAUGCGAAAGAUUACAGGCCAAUUGAGCAGAAAAUUCAGACCAUGGAUGGGUUGUUUUAG